AUUAUAUGCUAGCCUGUUACUGUGAUAUUGGGUAUUGAAUAUAGAGUUUUACACCACUUCAAGCCCGCGUCAUAUUCCGAUUAUUCGGCACGGUAGUUAUGUUGAACCACUCGCUGUAUCCUGAAAACUAUCGACAGAUAGGUGAAAGUUUCGUUAUGGAGUACUACGAUACCAUGCAGCGAGAUAGAAGCUCUCUCAAACUUUUUUAUCACAACCAAGCAAGGAUGACAUACGAAGGUGAUGUGUUAGUAGGUCAAGAUAAAAUUGGUGAAAAGUUUCUUUCACUUCCUGCUAAUAAAAUUCAGGUGGGUAUAACUAAUGUUGAUGUUCAUCCAAACGAAAAUUCUGUUCUUAUUUUUGUCUGUGGACAAGUUCAGGUAAGAAGUCAUACUUCUCUGACACCCUUUAAUUUGAUAAAUACACCCGGAACUGCAAUUGCAUUUUUUAGCUCGAUAUGUGUUACAAAAUGCUUAAACCAGUAGAAACUAUACAAGUAUAUGUUUGAAGUCUACAAAUAUUCAUAAUGGCCAGUUUCCCUCCUUUAAUGAACAUCAUGAGUACACUUAGCCUACACUGGGUCUGUGCACUAUACUUAUUCAUAAAUGUUUCAAACAUACCAUCAGCUCUAUUCCCACCGAAAAAAAUUAUAAUAGGGAUGAACGAUUUAUUUAACACAAGUUGGCCGGUUAUCAAAACUUUUCAAAACCAUGUCUUUCAAAACAGUCCAGUAUUAUGUUACUGAUAGAUAUCCCGUUUGAACUAAUCAAGGAUGUUACCCAAAGUAGAUCUCACAGUACUUGGGUUGAAGUUGACCUACUGAAAGUUUGGAGAAAAACACUAAGUAAAGCCAUCAAGUUCAUCGAGACCAAUAGUUAAGAAUCUUAAGUGUUAAAUGUUAUGAUCUUCGCUGCAUGUCUAAAUGUAGGUGUCCAUUAGAAUUAUGGUUUACAGUUAAUGGUUACAGUUAGCAGUUAGGUUUUGGGUUUUUCAUCACGAACUAACAUCAGAUAAAAUGCCAAAAAGCUAUUUAACCAAGUGGAUGGACAAUUUAGCGUCAAAGCUUGUUGUCAUAAGUCUUAUUGGUUCUUCUAUCAAUUAUAGCCUCACCGGUGUUCAUGUAACGAAAUAUCGUUCCUGUCACUAAUAUUUUUCCGAACUUCUGUCAGAAAUAUCAACAGUGGUUGAUCUAGGACUAGUGGUCAUUUGAUAGAAUUUCUCAUCCCUAACGUUCUCUUUUACAAGCCAUGUCCAUCAUCUAAACUAACUUCCUUACAAGUUCGUCGCUCUUUUACUGACAUCGGUUUUACGUCUUCACCGUUCUUAUUAAGCCUUUAAUUGGUAACUUGUUUGUAUUUUUCUAUGCCCUUUCAUCGUAACACUUAUAAACACCAAGUAGACAAGUUAUCGAUAAUUCAUACCCUUCUACUUUCAUAACCUCUUGUACCAUCUAAUUGGAGUUCAGAUCAAAUAUUGUGUAUCUGAAUCAGGUUUGCCUGUAUGCCUUAACAUCAUAUAUCUAGUUAGCUAAAUUUUGAAACUCGCGAUUGUGACUUAUCUUUUAAAGAGAUACUUUUUAUCUAGUUUUAGCAAAUCAAGUGUGGGAUGACUGAAGAGAAUAUUUAGGAUUUCUAUUCAACUUAUUCAGACAGCAUUUUUGUUUUCCGUCAUUGCCAAAUAAAUUCUAUAUGUACUUAGAUUUAUAUCCUAAAAGGUAUCUCAAAUAAGGUCUCAAUAAAUGGUCACCACGAACAAGACCGCAUACCAAUUUUAGAAAUGUCCUUAUGGUUUUCUGCUUCGUCUGGUUGUACUUGUUAGUUGAGUUUAACUUCCCACACAAUUGUUAUUAGAUAAGGUCUACGCUACAAGAACUUAAAAAUCAGUUAAGGUGCGUCUAAGUUUGAAAAUAUCUUAUACUCUCAAUAACUAUGUAUUUUUCAAUAUGAUUACUCGCAUUCCCCUGUACUAUCUUUUUUUAGUGUGAUGAAGAUCAGGUACUACCGUUUUGUGAAGUGUUUUUCCUUCGCAAAUUUAACCAUUGUUUUCUCAUCACCGAUUCUAUGUUUCGUUUGGGUUUGCAUAAUUUCUAACAUGUAUUCAACUAUCCUAAUACUUGUUAUAUUUGCAUGUGCUUGUUAGUCUAUCAUUGGUUCCCUGUUGCAACAGAAAAUUGAUCUCAUGGAUAAACUGUUGCAAGCAUAUAUUUAUUGUACUAUGAUGUUUGUAAACAAUAACUUUCUAUCUACUGCUUCUUAUUAUUUAUGUCAUGCAAACUUACUCGAAUACAGAAACACAUGAGAUUAGAUUUUCGGUCAGUCAGCUUUUGCUUCAGUUGGUCCAAAUUUUAUUACUACGUGCUUUUCAUCAAUCACAGCAGCAAAAGCAAGUUGACCACUAGUAGAUGUGCUGGUCUUGUACGUGUUUCCUCAGUGAAUCUCAGUUGCUUUAGAACUGUAUUUAGUCCGUCUAUCAACCAAAGGACGUGUUUACUGUACAGCAGUUCGUUCCGUCCUACUUCAUAGCAGUGAAACAUGACCGGUAAGAGUAGAAGAUAUUCGUAGGUUACUAGUAUUCGAUCAUAGGUGUCUUCGAAACAUUGCCCGUAUAUCAUGGGACCAUCGAGUAAGUAACACAGUUGCUAGGAAACGGGUACUAGGUAAGGAUGGCAAAUCAAUUGAUGAAGUAGUGAAACUUCAUCAGUUGAGAUGGCUGGGACACGUGUUACGUAUGCCCAACGACCGACUGCCUCGACGUGCUAUGUUCAGUGGUAUAGGAGUAGGUUGGAAGAAAGCUAGAGGCGGUCAAACCAAAACAUGGCACAAGUCCAUGAAGUCACUGACAAGUGAACUGAGUCAUGUUGGUAGGUGUAGACCGCGAGAUGAUAGCAACCGAUGGUUAGAGACCCUGAAUGACAAGGCUCAGAAUCGUUUGCAAUGGCGCAGGUGCAUACACUCUUUGUGUUCUGCCAAAUUCUAAUCUGAAUCCUCCGAUUUGACAUCGAUCUAUUCAUGGUAUAUAAAUGAGCAUUUCAGCGUGGAAAUCCUAUAGGUCCUUGUACGCUCAGCCUUCAUUAGUGGUAACUUCGGCUCAAACCAUUGAGAAACGCUGAUAGGUCUUCCGUAGCUAACGAUUCGUUUGAAAUAGUUUUCAGGGAAGAAAAAUCGAGCUCCAAUCACCGCAAGUCGAAAACGUGUGUGUAUUUUAGUGUUGUUAUUAAACUUCGAUUGUUAAUGAGGUUUAAAUAGCUUGUUUCAAAUGAUAGCUUUGUAAAUGUCUUGGGAUUAGUACCAUGCAUACGGUUCUAAAUAUUCGGAUGUAGUACGAAAGAGUUCUGAUUCCAGUGAGCAAGGCAGUGUGAAGAUUCGUAAGAAAAAUAAUGAAUUAGUUAACAAAUUUGCACCAUAUUUGUUUGGUCGACACUGAACCCAUAAGUUCCUACUGCAGAAUUCCAAAUGAUAUUUGGUUCUGAUAAGCAAAUGCACCUUGUUUCCAUGUCAAAAAUAAUGAAAACUUGAUUUAAUGUUUCUCAAAACCCUGGAUGGUAUAUUUCGCAAAACUAAUUCUUUGCCAGGGCAAUCUCCGAACGCCUAGCUAAUCGCCGAUUGAAAGUGGAUAUCAAAUAUUUGGCAUCUCAUUCACUUCAAUUUACAAAAGUCAAGAGAGUCCUACUCACUGCCUUCUCGUGGUUGGGGUGUUGUCUAUUAAAUCGAGAGGACAAAAAGCGAAUGUCUGGUUCCUUAACUGGGUUGGUGGGUAUGGGGACUCACGUAGGGGAUGGAGAACCGUAGUUCCAGAUCAAUGAUGCACAUUGUCUCCAGUACCCCGAGGGAACAAGUGGAGUGUGAACCUUUUGUUGGUCACUGACUGCCAUGGGGCUGUAUCUCCUGACGUCGCUCCACUGCCUUUCGGAUCAAGCCUUUUGUUCAAAGGCUUGGGGUGCCCCCGCCCCAUGAAAAUCUGCUAUCGGUUUGUGCAUCCGUGUGGUAUCUCAGCCCGCUCACAAAUUAAUGACAAUUAAAGUUAAACGUAACGUCUUUCACUGAAUAAAUCCUGGUUGUAUUUUUACUAACCAAAUUAUUUCUCCCUACGUUAUUACUAGUGGUAGUAUUUCGCUCAUGCACCAAUUUCUGUCCGAUGUUGUUUUUGUUAUACGCACUUUAUAUUAUCUAUCUCCACAACCUUAUUGUUAUCGUGUGGCGCAUAUGUAUUUGGUGCCUCCUUGUGCCAGUGUUUGUGUUCAAACAGAUAAAUAAUUGUUGGUGGAGAUGAGAGUUUCGUCAAACAUCUUUUCCGAUAUUUUUAUUUCUUACAUAUCCGCUUAUCAGUUAGUAAGUUAGUGUUGCCCUAGGUGCACCAUGGAGUUAUGUAAUAACAUUGUUGUAGUUGUGUGAACUUACCGCACUUGAAUAUAUACGUCAGUCUCAUCAAAAUACUUGCUGUUGCUUUUAUGCAUUCGGUUCCAGACUCCAUUUCAAUUUUAUGGGGGGAAAACGCACGUAAGGCUUGUCGUGUUUGACUCAGUCAUAGUACACACUUCCUAGUACCUGUUCAACCAUCCGUAUGUAGCAAGUGUAAAGAUUUACUCUCAACGGCCGCAUAACAUAGACGCAAGACACUUAGUUUAUCUUAUAUUAGACUUGUCCGGGCGAGUAUAAGUGAUCCGUGACUGACAAGAUGAGUAAUUCACUGGAAGUAAUUCUGUCCAUACUUGAGCUCCUCGUACAAUGUCUUCUGGGCAGGAUUUGAUAUCGGGAUCUCAUAGUGUAUAAAACCUUGUCUAUCAAAUAUAACUAGUAACUUUAAAUGAUUUAUGGAUGAUGGAGAUUGUUCGGAUACUAAAAGUUCGUUUUUGGUAGCGUUUGUCUUUCUUGUAAGGUAUCAACCUGCAUGGAACUGUUCCCGCUAAUACUAUCUAGCUGUCUUAUAAUGAGUCAUAUUAUUAGGAAAUUUGAAACUAGUAUCUAAAUAAACCCGACUAAAUCUUUGCAUGAGUAUCGUGUGUAUUUUUCUUGGAAAUUUACUAGCCUACAACCUCAAACCGCUUUUCAGAAGACACACUAGUUCGUCAGUAACGCUGAUGAGGACUUUUAGAACAUAAUAUCAGCCCCAAUAACUGCAGAUUAGUUAGAUCUCAUUUGUAUUUGACUCUUUUACCUUAGAUGUCCGACGUUAUGACGUUCUGCUCUUUACAAUAGCAACAAUCUUGGUACUGCCAGAUCGCUCUGCAUAUUAUAUCCAUGCUGGACAAAUGCUUGACCACUUUGUCAUAUAAAAUUCGAUGUAGCACUUGUAGGUUAUAAACCACUAUCACCCUUAUCGUUUCCCACUUUAAUGUAAUUGUGUACAUCACAGUUAAGCCAAGAAUAAUUGAUCGUAGGUUUGAGAGUAGAGUUAUUGAGUAAUGACCGAUAACCUGUGGUACAGAUAAGAUGUUGAUUUGUGUAUCAAGGGAUGAAUACACUGUUCAAGUUCUAAUCAGUGGAGUUUCUUUGAUAAUGGUAUGCAGGAAUCAUAGGUUAAAGUCCGUGCGCAACCCUCUCCUAAACUAAUAUAAAGUGUGUUUGUUAUUAGCAGAGAUUAUUAAAGUUGUAAUUAUUAAUGACCGAGCAUGUGGGUUUGAUUACUCAAAUUAUAUUAACACUUGAAAUGAAUUUAAUAAGGCAUCCGUCUGAAGUAUGGUAUUGAAUUAAGUCGUUUGUUAAUUUAGUAUAUACUUGAUAACUUAUCAUCAAAGUUACAGAAUAUAAAUACUAGUAGACACGGUUUACAAGGGAAAGUAACCAUUUUAAUCCAGUUUACUCAUCACUGCUUUUUCUGUUUUGAUAAUAUCGAAUUAGUUUAUACGAUGAAUUGAAUAGGAGGGUUACUUCCAACCACAAUCAUGCUGGGACUGUUAUAUGAUAGAUUCAAACCAUUUGUUGGGAUCCAGACACCCAUCAAUAAGAUAUUUUAGGAACUCGUCAAAGAUUUUCAUGUCAUCUCCGUGUAAAUUAAAAUCAAAAGGGUGUUUGAGGAUUUCAUCAUAAGUUUUAAAACUAUUCAUAGUUGUCCGCAAACCAACGCCGUCCAUUUGUCGACGUUUUUUAUAGUCAGUACCUGCAUUAAUUCUUUGAGAAUAAAUUAGUAUUAUAAUUAGAGUAAUUAGUAUUGAGUUAUUCAUAUUUCUUUUGAAAUAAAAAUUCCAAAUUUGAUACGUCUGAUAAAGAUUUGAAAAAAUGAGUUAUUAGUAGUGCCUCAUCACAUAUAUAUUUAUAAUGUUAGCAUAAAGGCGAG
Molecule: messenger RNA, 6270 nt
Organism: Schistosoma guineensis
Lineage: Eukaryota; Metazoa; Platyhelminthes; Trematoda; Strigeidida; Schistosomatidae
Source: the annotation of a GenBank genome assembly